CGAUCUUGGCGCGCUAGCGGGCGCAUAUCCGCUCAAAAGCAUCGCAUCCUGUUAGAGCUUCAAUUCAACAUUGGUACAAAAUGAAGCCACGAUUAUUUUCUACUCUGCGAAGGUUGCAACAUGAGAACCCUUUGGUAUGUUCAGUUCUUUUGAAGUAAGGAAGUUACAUGAGAAAUUGAUUGUUGGCGCAUAUCAGGGAUUACCACGAACUGGCAGCAUUCCGCGCAUGCAGCGUGGAUUGCCCGAAAGAAAAAAGAUAAAAGAUGUAAAGAAAGUUAUUGCAGUUUCAUCUGCGAAAGGAGGAGUUGGAAAAUCGACGCUUUCUGGUUCGUAUUUCCGGUGAUCUCAUAUCAGAAAGUACUGAUGGAAUAGUUAAUCUUGCACUGGCCUUUGCUCGCCGUGGUCUACGAAGUGGUAUUUUAGAUACAGAUAUCUUUGGUCCCUCGAUACCCACAUUACUCAAUCUAUCUGGGGAGCCCAGAUUAUCUUCAAGUGCGUCUCUGGUAAAAUGCAAUAGUUGAAACACGUCUGAUGUUUGGUCGGCAGACAAUCAACUUAUACCCCUCUCAAAUUAUGGCGUAAAAUCUAUGUCGAUGGGUUAUCUAGUGGGUGAUGCAGCGCCUGUUGUAUGGCGUGGAUUGAUGGUGAUGAAAGCAUUACAGCAACUUCUACACGAGGUCGACUGGGGUGGAUUGGAUGUUUUGGUUCUCGAUUUACCACCAGGAACAGGAGAUACUCAGUUGACUAUAACACAGCAAAUUGUACUUGAUGGUAAGUCCAUUCUUCAGGUCGAGUGAGGGUACUGAGUAUUUUCAGGAGCGGUAAUUGUGUCGACGCCUCAAGACAUAGCUCUCAAAGAUGCCGUGAAAGGUAUCAAUAUGUUUAAGAAGAUUGAUAUUCCUAUUCUGGGAAUGGUACAGAACAUGUCACUAUUUACAUGCCCGCACUGUCAAAACAGCACACAUAUUUUUGGGUCGCAUUCGGGAGUCACGCAUGCUUGUAAAGAGCAUGGGAUUGAUUUUCUAGGAGAUAUACCAUUACACGCGAGCAUUUGCGAUGACGCGGACAGGGGAAAACCGACAGUUGUAGCCGAGCCUGGAAGCGAAAGAGCAAAGGCAUUUAUGUCAAUCACAGAACUAGUGGGAAAGAGAAUCGGCUUGUUUUAACAAUAUUUAUUCAAAUAGGAAUAAGUACAGUCAAGGGCCGAGCAAUGGGCAAUAGUAAUAUCGCAACGCUAAAAACACCUGGGGAGAAAAUGAAAUAAGAAGGAGAGCAAUGAGAAAGAAGCAGCCAGCCAUGUUGUCAAGUGCAGGGUUCUUCGUACCUGGAAUUUUGGUUCAAGGUCAGGUCAAAACAGAAAUCUCCAGAAGGUCGUGAUGCUCAGUGCCCUAUACAAAAGCAAUCUUUAGCAUGUUUCAUUGUGCAUCAGAUAAUAAUACUGUUAGG
Molecule: messenger RNA, 1446 nt
Organism: Sclerotinia trifoliorum
Lineage: Eukaryota; Fungi; Ascomycota; Leotiomycetes; Helotiales; Sclerotiniaceae
Source: the annotation of a GenBank genome assembly